This is a messenger RNA of Actinia tenebrosa (Australian red waratah sea anemone), 5043 nucleotides long. Its product is annotated as extracellular calcium-sensing receptor. Gene Ontology annotation, cellular component: membrane. Gene Ontology annotation, molecular function: G protein-coupled receptor activity. Lineage: Eukaryota; Metazoa; Cnidaria; Anthozoa; Actiniaria; Actiniidae. Gene Ontology annotation, biological process: G protein-coupled receptor signaling pathway. The record is from RefSeq and is a predicted model, not a curated record.
ACAAAAAACAAAAAGCAAGAGAAAAACAAACAGUUAUCACUUUCGUCUCUCCCAAAUUUAUCCAACAUUCUCUCGUUAUACCAGUUAAGACACGGCUAGCUCACAACUUGAUUUACAAUUUAGCAUAUAAAAUAAUACUCAAAUAAAUAGAAUAACUAAAACUCAAAUAAAUACACAUCACAUACAGUGUGCGGAGGUAGAAGAAACAAACUUGAAAACUCAGAGCGAGAAAACCCCUUGAAUAAAAAGGAGAGGGCAAACAAACUCUGCUAAUUACUUUGUAUGGCACAAAGAUCAUCACUGCUCAAUGGGCUGUAUAUAUCAAGUUCAUUAAUUGAAGCUUUACUGUUUGACUAUAGCGGACAUAUAGAUAUUAAAUAUGAUAACGUGAUCAUUAGAUAGGUAUAUGAGCAUGCUAAUCUACAUAACAAAAACCGCCUACGUCUAACCUCAGACAGGUGGCGAAAAAAAAAACUCCAUCAUAGCGGCAAAUCAAUGAUGGCAUCGUUCUCACUUAAGGCGACUAAUAUUAAAGUGAACAUUUUUGAAAGUAAUAGAUAGAUAGGUUUAUAAGCCAUGCUACCCUCAAAUUUGCAUAACAAAUACCGCCUACGACGAACCUUGGACUGUUGAAAAAGAAAAUAUACAGGUCAAAGCGGCAAACCGAUGAUGGCAAGGCUCUUAGUUAAGGCGACUAUUACUAAAAUCUAGGAGAAAUAUAGCGUCUUGGGAAAAAUAGAUAUGAUAGAGAUAAAAGUUACCUAUUUUUUCCCUCACAACUGCGCAUGCGCCCGAUUCUUUUCCUUUUACGUCAUAUAGGUUUUGUAAUUGAUUUCAAUUAAUUUACAAUACCUUUAUUAAACUAAACUAAAAAUUACCACAACCAAUUGACUAAAGCCUUUGUGUGAAGUAGCUGCCCGGAUAUAAACAUUGUUUUUUGUUCUCUAUUAGUACCUUUUCAGGUUUCGAACAAAUCAUAGCGGAUUGAGAAGGAGCAAUGGAGAACCACAGGGACAAAGCGACGAUGUUUAUCGGUUUAGUGAUGGUUUUACUCGCUCUCUUUACAUUCUGCUCCCCGAUCAUAGCUGCUGAAGACACCAGUUUCAGACUGUUCAAGAAAGGUCGCGUGAUAUUGGGUGGUCUUGCUCGACUUCAUCACAAAAACGCCACCCAUGCUUGUGGAAUCUUCUACCCACCAGGCCUGGGCAGAGCUGAAGCUAUGGUCUACGCAAUCGAUAAAAUCAAUAAAGAUGAUUCAAUCCUCCCUAACGUGACCCUUGGUUACGACAUCCGGGACUUUUGUCAAGAUCCGGUCAUAGCUACAGGUCACGGGUACGAAUUUGCCAUAGCGUCUACCAUGAACUGUCAAUUAGUUCACUGCUAUUCAGAUUACCACUGUUAUUGCCACGUAAAUGGAUCUUCGGUACAUAACGAACAUUUAGGUAAGAACUACAGUACGACGUAUCCUGUGGCGGCAAUUGUUGGAGCACUGACGUCACGUGCUGCCAUCCCAUUGGCUAAUUUCCUUCAGUCUGUUCAGAUACCACUUAUCGAUUCGGCAGCAACAAGUGAAGAGCUGAGUUCAUCCAUGUAUGGGAGCUUUUUUCGAACCAUUCCACCAGAUGUGAAUCAAGCCAAGGCAAUUGCCGAUAUUAUAGAACAUUUUGGCUGGAGGUACGCAGGCAUUAUUGCGGUAGAUGAUUCCUACGGUCGACAUGGCGCAGCAGCACUGGAGCGAGAAUCCAUUAAUCGCACAACCUUUUGCACCCACCUUGUCGGUUACAUUCCGUUGUCAAAUUACAUGGAGAAGCUCAAAUUGAUCGUUUCCUUUUUCAAAGAAAGACAAACUGUGAGAGUGAUCGUUCUCUGGAGUCAUUCCUUUCAAGGGAUUGAUUUGCUAAAAGAGGCUGCAAAACAAGGGUUGAAAAACCGAGUCUGGAUCUUUAGUGAGGCCCUUUCGAUGGUUAAACCAGAAUUUUUUCCACUGGAUUCAGGAUUAUCGUCAACGGGGGUUCAUUUUGGAGUUCAGUUACCACUAAUUACAUCUAAUGGAUAUCAUGAUUACAUCAAGGAUAAAUUAUCUCAAAACAAGACUAAUAAAACGAUGCAUUACUGGUGGAGGGAGUUCUGGAUGACAGCCGCUUCUGAAAAAUGUCCAGAUACUAAGAAUGACGUCUGUAAUAUAAAGAAGGAACCUGGUGAACUGAUAACGAUGGUCCAAGACGACUUUGUGCCUUAUAUCAUCGAUGCCGUGCACACUGCAGCGCAUGCUCUUCACCACAUGUUUGAAUGUUUGCAUCCAAAUGGGUCAAAAAUUGCAGACGAUAAACAGUGUCCAAUAGUAUCGUCUACAGUGGAUACGAAUGAUGUCAUUAGAUAUUUGCACGAAGUAAGGUUCAAAGGUAUCACGGGAACGAUUGAGUUUGGCCAAAAUGGAGAUCCAUACGAAGCACUAUAUGAUAUUGUAUACUUCAAUAUCACUAAGCCUAAUGGGAUUGAGAAAGUAUUUAAGAAACAUAUUGGACAAUGGGACAAGAAAGGCAGUGGAUUAACCCUUAAUGACGAUCUCAUUUCCUGGAAAAGUGAUGAUUCUGGUGUUAAUGUCCCCUCUUCAACUUGUAACGAGGAAUGCGAUCCAGGACAAUGGAAAGUAUUCACGACUGUUUGUUGCUGGAAAUGCUUACCGUGCGUGGAUGGGAGUGUCUCCAAGACACACGGCGCCCAUAACUGUACAGCGUGUACCAAAACGCAAAUGUCUAAUCUUGAACGCACCGAAUGUCAAGACCUUCAUAUCGGGAAUGUUAAGUGGUCAGACGUAAGUGCAAUUAUCCUGAUCGUGAUAAGCGUAUUCGGAAUCAUUCUUGACAUUUUCGCUCUUGUUGUGUUUAUCCGUUUCCGUUUUACUCCAAUAGUGAAGGCAUCGAAUAAGGUCUACAGCUUCGUUCUUCUCCUCGGAAUAGCAUUGUGUUUUGGAAUGACUAUAUUAUAUAUUGUAAGACCUUCAUCUGAAUUGUGUUCUGUCCUGAAGCCGUUACGAUAUAUUGUUUACACGCUUUGUUGUUCGGCUCUGUUUCUGAAAACAAUGCAAAUUGUGCAUGCUUUCAAUGUGUCACGACUGAAAGACUGGAUAUGGGUGGUCAUUUGUAGCACCAAGCGACAAGUCAUUCUGCUUAGUUUGAUAAUAGCCUUAGAGGUGUUGCUAGGCAUUGUAUGGAUUAUUCUUGACCCUCCCUAUGUCCACGUGAACAUUAUCCCGAAAAGUCACGUGUUUCAUAGGUGCCUACCGUUCAAAGGUGUGAUUGGCCAGAUAUUUGAGCACCUUAUGCUUAUCUAUCUAAUUUCUAUGGCUGGACUUUGCACCUACUACGCCUAUCAAGCACGGAAUCUACCAGCUAAUUUCAGCGAAGCAAAGUACAUCAGUUUUUCUCUCUACAUAUUCCUGUUGUCCUGGGUAACCUAUUAUCCUAUUGAUUAUUCCCUUGAGGGCUGGUAUGUGGGAAUUUUGUCAGGUGCGACAAUUUUACUUAGCUCCUAUGGUCUUCUUGGGUGCAUUUUUGUGCCAAAGCUUAACAUUAUUAUUCGACACCCCGAGAAAAAUACGGUGGAGUUUGUAAGGGCUGAGAUGCGUCAAAGCACUGCCAAUCGAUCUGUGAAUAAUAUAAGUUCUAUAGGAUCAGGUGGUUCGCCGGUCUAAUGAAUCAGGAUGAUAUCAUGAUGAGGCAUGAUGACUAUGGUCAAUUCAUACUCCUGAUAGAGAACGAUCACUAUGAAUGGAGAACUCAUGAUCAUGCGAGGAUCAGAUGGUUUUAAAUAUUGACAAUUGGUCAUGAAGAUAGACCAAUCCAGCAUGAUGAUAAUGAUGAUGACAAAAGAAGGUAGUAGGUGGUGAUGACGAGAAAGAAAAGGAACAGGCCUUGGUAAAUAAUGGUGAAGAUGACAAUGACGACGACGAUAUCGAUGAUGACGAAGACGACGGCGAUGAUGACGAUUAGGACGAUGUUGCCCGUGAUAGUAUUUAGACUGAACGAUCUCGGUAAAUUGAUAUAGAUAAAGAUGAAUUGAUAUAAAAGCCAACAACGAAAAAUAAAUAAAGUUGGUAAACGAUGAUCUGACGCGGAUGAUCAUGAAUGCUGAUGAGUGAUUAAAAGAAAGGCAUUGGUACAUAAUGUUGAUAAUGAUGAUACACAAUGAUGUUGAUGAAAAAAGAAAAGAUGGUAAUAAAAAGAACUAAUCUUGGUAAAUUAUAAAGAUAAUAUUAAAUGGCGAGAAAUGAUGGCGAUGGUCUUGGUAAAUGAUGAAGAUAACGAUAUUGAGGAAUAACCACAAUCAAUCAUAGUUGUAAGACUCAAUGACCACAAACUGAAAAUGAUAUUUACACUUCUUAAGAAAAGUUGUUUGCAGCAAAGAGCCAUGCUCAGCACAGACAAUCUGAAAGCCAAAACUUUUGGACUUGUUCGCUGGUCGCAUUUCAAAACAGGUUCUUCUUGACUAUCCAGUAUAAACUCUUCCAACGAUCACAUAAAAGUAUUGUUUGUUUCAGAUAUUUAACAUGUAUCAUGUAUUGUUACUGUUUAAAAAAAUGUGCCCGUACUAUCAUGGGCGCACGGAACUCCGACGGCUGGAAAUGUGGACCUACGUGCUACUAUUGAUGAUCACGAAGUUAACAGACAAACCAGAAGCCAAGGUACCUGUAUAAAGUCAAUGAAAAACGAACUGACCCAGUCGCGAUGUUGUUCAAAGGAAACAUAUCAGUCCGACAGCGCUAACUAUAAUUUGGUGGCCAGGAUAGCACGCGUCUUAUCAAAAAUACAUAAUAUUAGCAGCAGUAAUUUUAAUCAAUUGUUUUAAGAAAACCGUUAUGUGUAUUUUAUGUAGACAUUUGUAAUUUUUUGUUCACAUUUAGAUAUAACUUAAGAAUUUUAAAGUUAAAAAAUGAUAAACUUAAAAAAUGUAUUCCUAAAGUUAAAAAUUGAAUGGUAUAGAACUUAUUUGUAACAAAAUAUAAGUUUGUUCUCUCGCUUAAUAAAAUGAUUGUAUAACUUA